AUGAGGGUAGCAGGCUUGGUGUUUUGGGGGCUUGUGCUGAGGUUUGGGGCUACUAUGGCUAAGCCAGAAGAGAGCAGCAUUUGUUCUAAGAACCAGGUGGCCUUCAGAGAUGCUUGCUAUGAAUUCGUGCCACUGGAGCGCACCUUCCAUGGUGCCCAGGGCUGGUGUGAAGGGCAUGAAGGCCACCUGGUCUUUGUUCGUGAUGAAGAUACACAACAUUUCCUGCAGAAGCACAUCUCCCAGGACAGGGAAUGGUGGAUUGGACUCACGGGGACCUCAGCACCCAAUGGGACCAUAGGAGGGCCUGGAACCUGGCUGGACACCUCCACCGUGAGCUACAGCAACUGGCAGGAAGGACAGACUGCACCUGGCCCAGGGGCCUGUGGCUACAUCGGGAGAGGCCCUUCGUCCCGGUGGGCUGCCUUGGCGGACUGCACACAGACCUUCGCCUUCAUCUGCGAGUUUGGGGUCGGCCGCAGCCUGGCCUGUGAAAGACACAAUGCCACCAUGCACUGUGGCUCAGGGGAAGUCAUUCAGGUCCAGGAUGCCUUCUAUGGGCGCCACACGCCCCAUUACUGCACCCAGGGCUCCUGGCACCCCUCAGAGCUGGAGGAGGAAUGCGGCUGGGUCAGCGUCAAGGAGGAGGUUGAAGGCCAGUGCCAGGGGCUGCAGGCAUGCCAGGUGGCAGCAGAUGGGACCUACUUUGGAGACCUGUGUCCCAUGUGGGGCAAUUACCUGUGGGUGCACUACCAGUGCCUGGAAGGCCUGCGGCUGGUCGUGCCCAAUGGGAGUUUCGUCUUUGACGAUGUCACCAUCUCCCUGACAUGGCUCCUCACUCCCUUCACUGGAAACCUGUCCUGCACACUGAGCCUGGGAGAUGGCCACACUUUGGAUCCCUACUACCCUCCCAGCAUGUCCAGCACUAUAACCCACCAGUUUACCACCCCUGGGGAAUUCACCAUCUUUGUGGAGUGCUCAACCAGCGAGUGGCACGUGACAGCUCAGAAGCAAGUGAUGCUGCGAGACAAGAUGGAAAGGCUCGUUGUCACCGGAUGUGCCGGCCUGUCCAGGCCUGGAGCUAGCCUUCUCUGCCAGGCUGUCUUUGGGGAUCCCCUGUGGAUUCAGGUGGAACUGAAUGGAGGAACAGGGGUGACUUAUGCUGUGCUUUUGAGUAAUAUAACUCUGGCUGAGUCUGUCACCCAGAGAGGCUCGCUGCCCUACAACCUGACUCUGGACAGAGAGACGCAGGAGCUGCUGGGCCCUGGGAUGCACUGCCUGGAGAUCCGAGCCAUCAGCAACAGCACCACCUCCACGCCCUCUGUAAACAUCACAGUCCAUUUUGUUGAACUACUCUCAGGGCUGUGGGCAUCUUGGGCUUCUGACCAAGUGGAGCUUGGGCAGGACCUGCUGGUCAAUGUCUCAGUGGCUCAUGGAACUCUGGAAGAGCUGACCUUUGAAGUGGUAGGACUCCAUGCAAACUUCUCCCAAAAAGAAGAAAGCACCGGGGAGACAUUUGGGACGUACCCUGUGGCAGUUCCGGUUGAAGGCACCUUUCUGGUCACUGUGCAUGUGAGGAAUGCCUUCUCAAACUUGACCUUGGAGAUCGGAAAUAUCACUGUCACAGCCCCUUCCAGUCUCCAAGAACCAUCUGGAACAAAUGCUGAAGGAAACAAUGGAGACAAGGUCAUGGAGGUACACACGGAGCCUGGUCUGUUCGCAGACCCUUUCACAGCAGUCACACUGCGCUGGCCAGACGGCGACCCGGACUUAGGCUUCCACUGGUCCUGCGGGCGUUGCUGGACUCAGUGGAGGGACUGUGUUGAAAGGCGGCGGCUCCACACAGACCAGAGGGAGCUGGUGGUCCCACCAUCCUGCCUGCCAACACCCUACUCUGCUGUCACCUUGCGCUUGGCCAUCCUCAAGGGCCAGCAGCUGGAGCACAAGACAGAACGGUGUCUCUAUGUGUCCAGUCCCCUGCGCCUUCCGCUUCAAAUCAGCUGUGAGGAAAACUGCCAGCCAGUGAAAGCUGACCAAGACAUUCUGCUCAAGGUCACUAUGGGAGACAAUGAUGUAGCUGCCAUGUUUAGCUGGUACUUAGACGAGCCCUCACUGGAGAAGGCUGAGCCACUUCCUGCUUCCUGCCAACUCCGAGGGUUUUGGCCUCACUCUCUGACCCUCCUUCAGAGCAACACCUCCACACUGCUGCUGAACAGCAGCUUCCUGCAGACCUGGGGACAAGUCCUCCACAUCCGCGCCACAGCCCUGACCACAUAUGCCUAUGGGGAAGACACCUAUGUGAUCAGCACUCUGCCUUCUCCCGAAGUGCCCACCUGUACGAUUGCCCCAGAGGAGGGCACCAUACUGACGAGGUUCUCCGUCCUCUGCACGACCUCCACAGCUCCGGGAACCCUUGAGUACUGCUUCUGUCUGCAGUCAGGUUCUUGCCUACACUGUGGCCCUGAACCAGCCCUUCCAUCCGCGUACCUACCACCUGGAAAAGAAAGCGAUGGCUUUAUGCUGACAGUGGGCAUUGCUGUCACCAAUCAAGCAGGAGACAGACAGCAAACCCACACAGCGGUUAAGGUGAGACUUGCUGAUGUUGGUGUGGAGGAUGUGGCAUUCCAAGCUGCCACACUGGAGAGAAUCACAGUGGCUCUUCAAGACAAGAGCAACCCUGAGGAGCUACUCCUGCUGGCCAAGGCUGUGUCCUCUGCACUGAACCAGGAGGCCCAGGGCCAGGGCUCUGGGCAACUUAGGAUGGAUGUCAGAUGGAAGGUCAGAGAGUAUGUGCUGGAGUUGCUGUCCACAGUCACUGUCGGCCUGGAGGACAUACAGGGGCUACAGAGGUUUGCUGAUGUGCUGAGAGAGGUGACUCACUGCAGUGAGGAGCUCACACUCUUCGCCCAGCGGAAGGCCAGCCAGGCUCUUCAGCAUGUUAGUCAAGCCCUGUUGACAGUCAGUGCCAAAGCCCGUCCUGAGGACCAGAGGCGCCAGGCAGCUACCAGGGACCUGUUUCAGGCUGUGGGCAGUGUGCUGGAAGCUUCCCUCAGCAAUGGACCAGAAGAGCCUGCGGGGAUCAACAGCAGCCAGGCCCCCACAGUGGCCCAGUUACUUAAGAUUGUGGAACACGUGCAGACUGCCCUCUUGUUGGGGACAUUGCCUGGGAGCCUUCCAGCCACUCUGGCCACUCCCUCCAUCUCCAUGUACACAAACAGAAUCCAGCCUCGGAGCUGGCAAGGCUCCUCGGUGCGCGUUGCUGCAGCUAACUCUGCGACCUUCACUCUGCCUGUCACCGCCUCCCUCCGCGCUGUGGAAGGCAGCCAGGGGCCCGUGGACAUAAGGAUGAUGAGUUUCCCAAAGAGUCCCUUCCCAGCUCAGAGCCGCUUUGAUGUCAGUGGAACUGUGGGUGGCCUUCGUCUGACCAGCCUCAGUGGACAGCCCAUCCCAGUGAAGAACCUGUCGCAGAAUAUUGAGAUCCUGCUCCCCCGGCUUUUGGAAGAACACAUUGAGCCGACCAUGCUGAGCCUGGCCACCCCAGAAGCUCUGUGGUUGAACGUGACUACAGGGGAUGCGGCUCUGGGGAUCCAGCUGCUCUGGGGACCUGCAGUGCCGCUCACACUCAGCCUAGCCUAUGGCUGCCAUCCCAGCCAGACCAGAUGUGAUGCUCAGACCCACCUGCUGCCGGCCACUGCUGCAGGUGAACUGGCCACGUGGAUCCUGGGCCCAGAAGAUCUGCCCUUUGGAGAAGGUAUCUACUAUUUGACCGUGGUCCCUCAGUCUGACCCAGAACCCGUCUCUGACAGGAACCACACGGUUGGCAUCACCACCUUCCUGUCCCAUUGUGUGUUCUGGGAUGAGAUUCAGGAGACCUGGGACAACUCUGGGUGCCAGGUGGGGCCUCGGAGCACUGCCUCCCAGACACACUGCCUCUGCAACCACCUCACCUUCUUUGGAAGCACGUUCCUAGUGAUGCCCAAUGCCGUCAACGUACGCCAGACUGCCGAGCUCUUUGCCACCUUCGAGGACAACCCUGUGGUGGUGACCACGGUGGGCUGCCUCUGUGUGGUCUACGUGCUGGUGGUGAUCUGGGCAAGGAGAAAGGAUGCGCAGGACCAAGCCAAGGUGAAGGUCACAGUGCUGGAGGACAAUGAUCCCUUUGCCAAGUACCACUACCUGGUGACAGUCUACACGGGACACCGGCGCGGGGCAGCCACGUCUUCAAAGGUGACUAUCACGCUGUAUGGACUGGCUGGAGAGAGUGAGCCCCACCACCUGUCAGCCCCAGACUCCCCCGUGUUUGAGCGAGGAGGAGUGGAUGUCUUCCUUCUCGCUACCCUAUUUCCCCUGGGCGAGCUGACGGGCCUCAGGCUGUGGCACGACAACUCAGGGGACCGGCCAGCAUGGUACGUGAGCCGUGUGCUGGUCUACGACCCAGUGACGGACCGCAAGUGGUGCUUCCUCUGCAACUCAUGGCUGUCCAUUGAUGUUGGAGACUGUGUCCUUGACAAGGUGUUUCCAGUGGCCACAGAGCAGGACAGAAAGCAGUUCAGCCACCUAUUUUUCAUGAAAAUCUCCACGGGCUUCCAGGAAGGACAUAUCUGGUACUCUGUCUUCAGUGGCUCAACUCGGAGCAACUUCACACGUGUCCAGAGGGUGUCCUGUUGCUUCUCCCUGCUCCUCUGCACCAUGCUGACCAGCAUCAUGUUCUGGGGUGUGCCCAAGGAUCCAGCUGAGCAAAAGAUGGACUUAGGCAAAAUUGAAUUCACUUGGCAAGAAGUAAUGAUUGGGCUGGAGAGCUCUGCCCUCAUGUUUCCAAUCAACCUCCUGAUAGUCCAGAUCUUUCGAAAUGCCCGUGCUCGAGUCACAAAGGCCCAGGAUACUGGGAAACAGGACCAGGGCUUCCCCAGCCUGACUCCCUCCACACAGCCUGUGGAGGAUGGACUUCUGACACCUGAAACAGUGACCAAGGAUAUGUGGAGACUUGUCAACUCACUAUUUAAAGUACUGAAGCUGCCAUCCCCAGCCUCCAGCUGGGAUGCUGUGAACUUGAUGGACAUCAACAAUCUCCUGGCCUUGCUAGAAGACAUCAUCUGCCCAGGGAACAAGGAAGGACAGGGGUUCCAAGAGGAAGCUAAAAAGAAAGAGGACCCUUUCCCCCUCACUCUUGGGUGUGUGCAAGUAAAAGAGGAAACAUGGUGCCCCAAGGCUGAGCUGGACCGGAGUGGAACUUGGAAGGACAGUGCCUAUAGACAGUGUCUUUACCUUCAGCUGGAGCAUGUGGAGCAGGAGCUGCGGCUGGUGGGACCCCAAGGCUUCCCACACAGCCACAGCCAUGCCCAGGCUCUCCAGCAGCUGCACAUCCUGAAGAGCUGCCUCGGGGGACAGCCUGUCACUUCUGCCCUAGAACGUGCCAGCCUUCCUCGGGCUAGAAAGCCCCCUCGCGGCCUGCCCUGGUGGUGUGUCCUGGUGGGCUGGCUUCUGGUGACAGCCACCAGCGGAGUAGCGGCCUUCUUCACCAUGCUGUAUGGCUUGCACUAUGGGCGGGCCAGCUCCUUCAGGUGGCUUAUCUCCAUGGCUGUCUCCUUUGUAGAGAGUGUCUUCAUCACCCAGCCGCUGAAGGUGCUGGGCUUUGCUGCCUUCUUUGCACUGGUCUUGAAGCGAGAGGAGGAUGACGAAGAGGAGUCUGUGCUCCCACUGCUGGGACAUCUGUCUGGCUCAGGUCCCCAUUCCUUUCUUAGAGGGCGCAGACACAGCAGCAAGAGCACCUACCAGCCCCCUCUCACUGCGGCCGUGGAGAAGAUGAAAGCCAUGCGCCUCAAAGAGCAGAGAGCAUUCGCCUUCAUCAGAGAAAUGCUGGCUUACCUGGGCUUCCUGUGGAUGCUGCUACUGGUGGCCUAUGGGCAGAGGGACCCCAGUGCCUACUACUUCAACAGACACCUCGAGCACAGCUUCACUCAAGGCUUUUCUGCUGUGCUGAGCUUCAAAGAUUUCUUUGUGUGGGCAAACACUACUCUUGUGAGCAACCUGUAUGGUCAUCACCCAGGCUUUGUUACUGACGGGAACUCCAAACUGGUUGGAAGUGCCCACAUUCGCCAAGUGAGGAUCCAGGAGAGCUCUUGUCCUCUAGCCCGGCAGCUGCAGGCUUCUUUGGAUGGAUGCCGUGCAGCGUAUUCCCUGGAUGUUGAAGACCUGGCAGACUAUGGAGAAGGCUGGAAUGUCUCCACCCUCAAUAACAGCAAUGCUUUUCCCCAGGCUUGGCAGUACCAGAGCCAAAGCCAACGCCAAGGUUAUCCCAUGUGGGGCAAACUCACUGUGUAUGGGGGAGGUGGCUACGUGGUCCCCUUGGGGACAGAUCGCCCAAGUGCAUCAAGAGUUCUCCAAUAUCUCUUUGACAACACUUGGCUCGAUGCCCUGACCAGAGCCGUGUUUGUGGAGUUCACUGUCUACAAUGCCAAUGUCAACCUGUUCUGCAUUGUCACACUCACGCUGGAGACCAGUGCCCUGGGAACCUUCUUCACACACGCGACCCUGCAGAGCCUGCGCCUGUACCCCUUCACAGAUGGCUGGCACCCCUUCGUGGUGGCGGCUGAGCUUGCUUACUUCCUCUUCCUCUUCUAUUACAUGGUGGUGCAGGGUAAGCUCAUGAAGAAGCAGAAAUGGGGCUACUUCUGCAGCAAGUGGAAUCUUCUGGAACUUGCUAUCAUCCUGGCCAGCUGGAGUGCCCUGGCAAUGUUUGUGAAGAGGGCUGUCCUGGCAGAGCGUGACAUCCAGCGCUACAGGAAGCACAGAGGGCAGGGGAUAAGUUUCAGCGAGACAGCAGCGGCUGACGCUGCCCUUGGAUACGUCAUUGCCUUCCUGGUGCUCCUGUCCACAGUGAAGCUCUGGCACCUGUUCCGGUUGAAUCCCAAAAUGAACAUGGUCACCUCGGCCCUACGCCGUGCCUGGGGUGACAUUUCAGGCUUUACCACUGUCAUCAUCAUCCUGCUCCUGGCUUAUUCCAUCGCAACAAACUUGGUAUUUGGUUGGAAACUCCGUUCCUACAAAACCCUCUUUGAUGCGGCAGAAACGAUGAUCAGCCUUCAGUUGGGGAUCUUUAAUUAUGAGGAGGUCCUGGACUACAGCCCAGUGCUUGGCUCUUUCCUCAUUGGGUCCUGCAUAGUUUUUAUGACAUUUGUGGUGCUGAAUCUAUUUAUCUCUGUCAUUCUGGUGGCCUUCAACGAGGAGCAAAAAUAUGAGCAGCUGUCAGAGGAAGGAGAGAUUGCAGAUUUGCUCCUGACAAAAAUACUCAGCUUCCUGGGUGUUAAGUGCAGAAGAGAGGAGCCUCGGAGCAGCAGCGAGCUGCCCAUGUCACCCUUAGAGGCUCUGUCCCCUGAACUGGCACAAGCUUUGCCCAGAGAAUAAGCUGUUCACCAGUGUGAUCAUCCACGCAUGAGGAAACCUGAACCUGAGGCUGGCACUUGUACAUUAUUCUAUUGUUUCUCCUGAGCACUGGUUUUAGUGUUUGUAGAAGAGUUCUAAGCCCAGCCAGCAAAACAAUAAGAAUGCAUACAUACACAUGUAUGUAUAUAUCUACACAUACAUUCAUACUAUUGCCACUGUGCGAGAGCCUGUUUGUUCAAAUGUGUUUUCUCCUAGAAAUAAAAGCAUACACAUUGUAUGAAAAA
This is a messenger RNA of Jaculus jaculus (lesser Egyptian jerboa), 7664 nucleotides long. It is a transcript of the gene Pkd1l2, whose product is annotated as polycystin 1 like 2. The record is from RefSeq and is a predicted model, not a curated record. Gene Ontology annotation, molecular function: calcium ion binding; protein binding; calcium channel activity. Gene Ontology annotation, biological process: detection of mechanical stimulus. NCBI's taxonomy places the organism in Eukaryota, Metazoa, Chordata, Mammalia, Rodentia, Dipodidae. Gene Ontology annotation, cellular component: membrane. The transcript has 43 exons. The coding region runs from base 1 to 7401 and encodes 2466 amino acids.